CCGGGACCAGCCCUACCCCGAACCCCACCGACUCAGGAGGCCGUGCGUAUGCCCAGCUCCAAAGGAGUCGCAGGACGACACGAUGCCCGCCAUCACCUUACCGCCGAAGGAGAACGCUCUCUUCAAGAGGAUCCUGAGAUGUUACGAACACAAGCAAUACAGAAAUGGACUGAAGUUCUGCAAACAGAUCCUAUCCAACCCCAAGUUUUCGGAACAUGGAGAGACCCUGGCGAUGAAAGGGCUCACCAUGAACUGUCUAGGCAAGAAGGAGGACGCCUAUGACCUUGUGAGGAGAGGUCUACGCAAUGACCUCAAAAGCCAUGUCUGUUGGCACGUGUACGGGCUGCUGCAGCGCUCGGACAAGAAGUACGACGAGGCCAUAAAGUGCUACCGGAACGCCCUCAAGUGGGACAAAGACAACCUGCAGAUCCUGCGGGACCUCUCGCUGCUGCAGGUCCAGAUGAGAGACCUGGAGGGUUACCGGGAGACCCGUUACCAACUAUUGCAGCUCCGCCCCGCCCAGCGGGCCUCCUGGAUCGGCUACGCCGUCGCCUAUCAUCUGUUGGAGGACUUUGAAAUGGCAGCUAAGAUCGUGGAGGAGUUCCGCAAAACACAACAGACCUCUCUAGACAAGGUGGACUUUGAGUACAGUGAGCUUCUGCUCUACCAGAACCAGGUUCUGCGGGAAGCCUGUCUCUACAAGGAGGCCCUGGAGCAUCUCAACAGCUACGAGAAGCAGAUCUGUGACAAGAUGGCCGUGGAGGAGAUCCGAGGAGAACUGCUGUUGAAACUGGAGCGGGCGGACGAAGCCUCCCAGGUCUACAGGAGGCUCCAGGAGAGGAACCCAGAGAACUGGGCCUACUACCACGGCCUGGAGAACGCCCUGAAGCCAAGAAACGUGGAGGAGCGUCAGAAGCUUUAUGAGGAGACGUGGGUCAAGUUCCCCAAAGGCCUGGUGCCAAGGAGGCUGCCUCUCACCUUCCUCACAGGGGAGAAGUUCAGUGAAUGCCUGGACUACUACCUGAGGAUGAACUUAAGUAAAGGCUGCCCGCCUCUCUUCACCACUCUGAAGUCCCUCUACGCGGACACAGCCAAGGUUGCCAUCAUUGAGGAGUUGGUAGUUGGAUAUGAAACCUGUUUGAAGAACUGUCGGAUGUUUAGUCAACAUGAUGAGGGCAAGGUGGAGCCCCCCACCACACUGCUGUGGGUGCAGUAUUUCCUGGCGCAGCACUUUGACUUCAUCGGGCAGCAGAGCCGUGGCCUGGACUACAUCAACACGGCCAUCGACAGCACGCCCACGCUGAUCGAGCUCUUCCUGGUCAAGGCCAAGAUCUACAAGCACGCAGGGAACAUCAAGGAGGCAGCGCGCUGGAUGGACGAGGCCCAGGCCUUGGACACCGCCGACCGCUUCAUCAACUCCAAGUGCGCCAAGUACAUGUUGAAGGCGGGCCUGGUCAAGGAGGCGGAGGACAUGUGCUCCAAGUUCACCAGGGAGGGCACGUCGGCGGUGGAGAACCUGAACGAGAUGCAGUGCAUGUGGUUCCAGACGGAGUGCGCUCUGGCCUACAAAUCCAUGAACAAGUUUGGAGAGGCGCUCAAGAAGUGCCAUGAGAUCGAGAGGCACUUUGUGGAGAUCACAGACGACCAGUUUGACUUCCACACGUACUGCAUGCGCAAGAUGACGCUGCGCUCCUACGUGGACCUGCUGAAGCUGGAGGACGUGCUGCGGCAGCACCCCUUCUACUACAAGGCGGCCCGCAGCGCCAUCCAGAUCUACCUGGAGCUGCACGACCGGCCGCUGGCCGACGACAGCAAGGAGUGCCAGGCAGACGCAGAGAACGUGACGGACAAGGAGCUGAAGAAGAUGAGGAACAAGCAGCGGCGAGCGCAGAAGAAGGCCCAGCUGGAGGAGGACAAGAAGAACGCCGAGAAGGAGAAGCAGCUCAAGAACCAGAAGAAGAAGAAGGAAGACGACGACGAAGAGGUCGGCGGGCCCAAGGAGGAGCUCAUCCCGGACAAACUGGCCAAGGUGGAGAGUCCUUUGGAGGAGGCGGUGAAGUUCCUGAUCCCUCUGAAGACGCUGGUGCGGCACAAGAUUGAAACUCAUCUCCUGGCAUUUGAGAUCUACUUCAGGAAAGAGAAGUAUCUGCUGAUGCUCCAGUCUGUGAAGAGGGCCGUGGCCAUCGACCCCGUGGACCCCUGGCUCCACCAGUGUUUGGUGCGCUUCUUCAAAGGAGUGAGCGAGAGCAGCGUCCUGGCCGAGCCGGUCCGGACGGUGCUGAAGCGGGAGAUCUCUCGGCUGUUUGGGGACAGCGACCCCAAGAGCUUCAACAAGAAGUACCUGAGCCGACACUCCAGCUCCGUCCCCCAGCGGCUGGCCGCCGCUAAAAUGAUGGUGUACCUAGAGCCGUCCUCGGACACGAUGGCCUGCGAGCUGGCCACCGCCAUGGACGAUUCGCUCAACGGCCGCAGUAUUCAGGUGUGCUCGGCGGUCCUGGAGGCCCUGCGCGGGGGUCAGCUGGGGGGCGAGGGCCACCCCAAGGCGGCGGAGGCGUACCGCGCCGCCUGCCACGCCCUGUUCCCGCACACCCUGGCCUUCAUGGAGGCGGACUACCAGGACAACAGCAGCGCCAACGGAGACCUGUCGGCCGGGGAGCAGGACGACAUGGCCCACGAGAUGUGAGGAGGGACGAGGGGGAGAGAGCGCGGACAGACACACACGCCACACCACGCACACGCACACACACACACACUCACACACACAGACGCCCCCUGCCACAUGUCUGCCGUGCGGCCGGCCAUGCUCCUCGGAUCCCUUCCGCGGUCAGCUCAGCCGUUUGCCCCGCCCCACUGCACUGACGCGAACGGACUGACCGUGCCACAAAGAGACCAGGCCCCAUUUUACUUUUUUUAAGAAAAAAAAAACAAACAACAAAAAAGGGCUCCCCCUUUCCUCUGUGGGGAGUGGAGAGAGGUGUUGGGGUUAGGGGGGGGUGAAGGGUGGAACGGUGUUGGGUUUAGUGCUGACUGACCCGGGUGGACUAUGGGGGGGGGAGAAGAAGAGGACUCUGACUGGAGGUUUCUGUAAAACACAGUUUAGAUCUUUUUCUAGCGCUCCUGUGUUUCACAAAAUGUCCUUGUAGGUACGUCUGCUUCUCACAUUUUUAAAAAAAGGUAAUUUAUAUCUUACAAAACUGACUAAAUGAAUUAAAUAAAAGCAGCAUUUGCGUAACCUUA
Messenger RNA from Gadus macrocephalus (Pacific cod), 3237 nucleotides. RefSeq names its product N-alpha-acetyltransferase 15, NatA auxiliary subunit a (gene naa15a). Lineage: Eukaryota; Metazoa; Chordata; Actinopteri; Gadiformes; Gadidae. The transcript has 20 exons. Gene Ontology annotation, biological process: N-terminal peptidyl-methionine acetylation. Gene Ontology annotation, cellular component: NatA complex; cytoplasm. Gene Ontology annotation, molecular function: protein-N-terminal amino-acid acetyltransferase activity; protein binding. The coding region runs from base 83 to 2683 and encodes 866 amino acids. The record is from RefSeq and is a predicted model, not a curated record.